AUGUCAAAGACUUCCGAAACUGAGUUUAAGCCAAUGUCAUUCCCGCCUGCUGUGAUAGCACGUAUUUCUCCAGAAUUGUCCUUACAAAGACAUUUAGCAAUUGGGAUCCGUCCAAAUCUACGUAAAUUUGAAGAAUUUAGAAAUAUUGAAGUUGGUGAUGGUGGAUUAAGCAGAUAUUCCAAUGACCAAAUCAAAAACUCAUCAGUUUUAGGAUCUUCAGUUUUGAAAUCAGGAAGCACAACGAUUAUCUGUACGAUUACUGGUGGUAUAAUAGAGGAAGAUUUACCAGCCCAUGAAAUCAAUGAUGAUGCAGCUGCUGUUAACGCAGUUUUCGCCAAAGAUAAAGAAAACGAUUCAGACUCUGGAAAGCCUGCUUUAGAAGACUAUACAAGUGUUUAUCCUGUUGUUGAGGUGGAAAGAGGUAGAGUCGGUGCACCAACAGAUGAGGAAAUGAUUUUAUCACAACGAUUAUACGAAACUUUGUUACAUUCAAAAAUUUUAACCAAAGAAGCAUUGAAAGUGAAAGUUGGUCUACGAAGCGUUGAUUCAGAUGGUAAAGUUGAAGUGUAUUAUAAAGGAGAGAAUGAUGAGGAUGAUUCUGGUCUUGAUCUUGGUCCUAAACGUACCUGGACGUUUGCGCUGUAUGCUAAAAUCAAGGUCUUUAGUCGUACUGGCCCAUUAUUUGAUUUGAUUUGGGAUUCAUUAAUUUCUGCCUUGAAGAACACUAAACUACCAAGAGCUCAUAUUGAUGAGAGUGCAGCAGAUGUUAAAAUACCAGUGAGAAUGCGUGGUAAUCAUGCUACAAUUAGAGAACAAUAUCAAAUAAUAUGUGAUGCAUCAGCUAAUGAUUCCUUGAAAUUGGUUAAAGAAUCCAUUGGAUUCUCAUCAAAUUUUGGAGUUGUUGAUCUUGAUGAGGAAUCUAUUCAAACAGUUGAAGAUGAAGACAUUAUGGAUAUUGAUACCAAAUCUGUUCUUCUUACAGAUAUUGAAGGUGAGGAAGAGGAAAUAUCUGCUAAGAAAACUAUUUCUGUUAUCGUUGAUGAGAAAGGGAAGAAUCUUAAAUCAUUGACUAUAAUAGGUGAUGUGAAUAGUGAUCAGCUACGGAGAUCUAUUGAGCUCGCUAAGGUUAGAUCAAAAGUGUUUACGAAAUAG
Messenger RNA from Hansenula anomala, 1152 nucleotides. It is a transcript of the gene RRP43, whose product is annotated as exosome non-catalytic core subunit RRP43. Gene Ontology annotation, cellular component: cytoplasmic exosome (RNase complex); nuclear exosome (RNase complex). The coding region runs from base 1 to 1152 and encodes 383 amino acids. The transcript has a single exon. Gene Ontology annotation, biological process: exonucleolytic trimming to generate mature 3'-end of 5.8S rRNA from tricistronic rRNA transcript (SSU-rRNA, 5.8S rRNA, LSU-rRNA); TRAMP-dependent tRNA surveillance pathway; U4 snRNA 3'-end processing. The record is from RefSeq and is a predicted model, not a curated record. NCBI's taxonomy places the organism in Eukaryota, Fungi, Ascomycota, Saccharomycetes, Phaffomycetales, Wickerhamomycetaceae.